AUUGCGGGAUACUCCUGGAUCAGAUAUAUGGUGAAAAUACCCCUGGGUGAGAUACAUUGUGGGGAUACCCUGAGCUGUAGUUUUGAUUGGAUGGUCUGUUUCCUUAGCGACAGGACUGUGUUGUAUAUGGCCUCUAUUACUACUAUCACCAUGGUUGCAAUGCACCCCUUGGCACCAAGUGUGAUUAACGUGGCCUUAAAUCACUUUUCCUGGAGUGUCGCCCUGGCCUGGGUUAUAUUUGCCUGUGCUACUGGAUAUGGAGAUAUGCUAUUUCACUGGUAUGUUGGUUCUGUUUUCCGGUGCUGCCUACAUCGUAUCUAUGGCAGAAGAGGCUCCGAUGAUCGGUCUGGAAAAAAUUCUUAUGAAGGAACUCUCAACACAAAUUCAAAAGUGCUGUGAGCAAAAUCACAGUAUUAACAACGGCCAGUGAAAAUAUGAUUCUUUACAGUUUACUGUUAUAAGUUCAUGUGAAUAAAA
Molecule: messenger RNA, 477 nt
Organism: Mizuhopecten yessoensis (Yesso scallop)
Lineage: Eukaryota; Metazoa; Mollusca; Bivalvia; Pectinida; Pectinidae
Exons: 3
Coding region: 28-399 (123 amino acids)
Source: RefSeq, a predicted model, not a curated record